CCUCAUUCGCUGCAGCUCACACACAACCUCUUCAAUACUCUCACUGCAAUUUCUGGAGCUCACACUGCAUGCGCCGGCCAAUAAUGGCGACGACGACGGCGAGGUUGCUCCUCCUGCUCACGGUGGCGGGCUUCUGCCUCUGCCACACCACCUGCCAGGAGGCGGCGCCGCCGCCGCCGCCGUACUGCGGCAGCCUGAGGACGGCCGUGGAGGCGCGGAACAUCAUCGGGUGGAAGACGGUGCCGCCGCCGUGCGCCAAGUACGUCGCCGACUACAUCACCGGCGAGCGGUACGGCCGCGACGCCGACGUGGUGAUCAACGAGGCCAUCGCCUACGCCGAGAGCCUCAAGCUCUCCGGCACCGGCAAGGAGAUCUGGGUGUUCGACGUCGACGACACCGCCCUCUCCACCGUGCCCUACCAAGCCAACCAUGGCUACGGAGUUCAACCGUUCGACAACCAGAGCUUCCUCAAGUACGUGGUGCAGGGAAGCGCGCCAGCACUGCAGAGUACACUGCGGCUUUACCGACGGUUACUCCAGCUUGGUAUAAAGCCGGUGUUCCUGACAGACCGCACCGAGGACCAGAGGACGGUCACAACCAACAACCUUAUUAAGCAGGGCUACUGCAAUUGGGAGAAGCUUGUGCUGCAGCCGGUUAGGCUUCAGACCUCGACGUUGGCGUUCAAGACCUGCGAACGACAGAAGCUGGUGAAUGAUGGCUACAUCAUCGUCGGCAACAUUGGCGACCAGUGGAACGACAUCCGCCGCUCGCCGGAUGGUUGCCGCACCUUUAAGUUCCCCAACCCCAUGUACUAUGUCGACUAGCUAGCUAGCUAUCCAUGGAUAUAUACCUUGUUUGUGUCUGUUUCAUCUACUCGUUUUUUGUCAUGAAUUUGCAUCUAGUAAUUAAUCUUUGACGCGUGCAUAUGUUUGAUAUGUUUGUUAAUUUUUCGUGAGAUGAAAAUUGAAUUUGUAAUAACGCUUGUUUGGCAGUUGGCCAUUGAUUGGUCAAUGUACUGUGUUGAGCAAGCUUGUUGUAUUUUUACAGAAUUAAUAAUGGAACUGAUGGGCCAAUA
Molecule: messenger RNA, 1075 nt
Organism: Oryza sativa Japonica Group (Japanese rice)
Lineage: Eukaryota; Viridiplantae; Streptophyta; Magnoliopsida; Poales; Poaceae
Product: acid phosphatase 1
Molecular function (GO): acid phosphatase activity
Source: RefSeq, a predicted model, not a curated record